AUGCAGGACCUCUCAGCCUCUGGUAUUCCCACUGGUCCUUCCGCCACCAACUCGACCAGUCGUUUCGGCCACGCUUCCAAGCCUUCUAACAGCGAUACUGGCUUUUCUCAUGGCGCUUUUACAUCUAAUGUCUCUGGAUUUGCUGAUAGACCCCAGCGCCGUACUAAUAUUCCUGCCAUCAACACGCAGCAAGUGAGCCCAACCGCCACUAACAUGGCGGCAGAUAUGGCAACCCCCGGAACGGGUUUUGACAUGCAAUUCACACCACUGCUUCCUUCCCAGCUUCUUCUCGGAAGUCCCUUCCAGCCUGGCUCCCCAACUGCCUUCGCUAGCCCAGGAUUCCAGAACUUACCUGCUUUUCAACAGACGAGUGGCCCUCAGCAGCAGCAACAGAACAAUAACUUGACUAGUCCAGUUCAGCAAAACAUGUCCCCUCAACAGUAUCAGGCCAUGGUAUCUCCUUCGGCCUAUGGGGCACCUCAAUUUUACCAACCCCAGUCACCCACUGGCGCCUACAAUAAUAUGAGUAAUCAGUUACAGAUGGCACCCCAGUCACCUGUGGGUAUGGCAGCGAACAAUGUCAUCACAGGAACUAGUCGAACAGUGUAUCUUGGAAAUAUACCACCUGAUACUAGUGCUGAAGAAAUUCUAGGCCAUGUUCGAAGUGGUCAGAUUGAGUCCGUUCGCCUCCUGCCUGAUAAGAACUGCGCUUUCAUCUCUUUCCUCGAUGCGAACGCUGCUACUCAUUUUCACUCUGAUGCUAUUUUGAAGAAGCUCUGCAUCAAGGGACAGGAUAUCAAGAUUGGAUGGGGAAAACCUUCUCAAGUCCCCACAUCAGUUGCUCUAGCUGUUCAGCAAUCAGGUGCUUCCCGAAAUGUCUACUUGGGUAAUCUGCCAGAAGAAAUCACCGAUGAAGAGCUGCGUGAAGAUCUCGGCAAGUUCGGCGCUAUUGAUACUAUUAAGAUAGUCCGUGAGAAGAACAUUGCGUUUGUUCAUUUCUUGUCUAUUGCCAACGCUAUGAAGGCAGUCCAGCAAUUGCCUCAGGAACCCAAAUGGCAGUCGCCCCGCCGUGUUUAUUAUGGUAAGGAUCGUUGUGCUUACGUCUCUAAGACCCAACAACAGAAUGCGGCUCAAUAUCUCGGUAUUGCACCAGGGUACGCCCACAUGUUGACGGGUCAAGACCGCGAUGUUAUUUCCAACGUUCUUGCCCAGCAGUCGGUGGCAGCAGCGGCAGUUGCAACCACUGCAGGUGGUAUCAAUAACCUUGGCAACAGGACGAUCUAUUUGGGUAACAUUCACCCAGAGACAACAGUGGAGGAAAUUUGCAACGUUGUGCGAGGUGGCUUGCUUCACCAUAUUCGUUACAUUCCUGAUAAGCAUAUCUGCUUCGUAACAUUCAUUGACCCAACAGCAGCCGCUUCUUUCUAUGCUUUGAGUAACUUGCAAGGGCUAAUGAUACACAACCGUCGUCUGAAGAUUGGCUGGGGAAAGCACUCAGGUGCUCUUCCUCCAGCAAUUGCAUUGGCCGUCAGCGGCGGUGCGUCUCGUAAUGUAUAUAUCGGUAAUCUCGAUGAGACAUGGACUGAAGAGAGGCUGCGACAAGAUUUCUCCGAAUAUGGUGAGAUUGAGUUGGUCAACGCUCUGCGAGAAAAGAGCUGUGCUUUCGUCAAUUUCACCAAUAUCGCCAACGCUAUCAAGGCUAUUGAGGCGGUUCGAAGCAAAGACGAAUACCGAAAAUUCAAAGUCAACUUUGGCAAAGACCGAUGUGGAAACCAGCCUCGUCAACUACAGCAGCAAUCCCAAUCACCACGUGGAGAAGGCGUUCCAUCACCCGCAACUGGCGGUAGCGGAAGCGGGAACUCGCCUACAAACCCUACAUCGCCUUUGACUGCUACUAAUGGGGCGAAUCUGUUUGCUGGCAACAACAACCCCCUGACACUGUAUCUGCAACAAGUAUCACAACAAGCUCAACAGCAGCAGCAGCAUCAACAGCAGAUACUUGUAUCACAGCAGGCCGCAUUGUUUGGUACAGCCUCCUCAUCUCCCAGCGAGCUUAAGUUGGAGAUACCCCAGCAAAACCAUAUUCUUGGGCAUGGACAGUCCGCUAGCAUCUCUAAUGGUUACAACGCUCCGCAGAGUGCUAUUACCGGACCUACGACUAUUGGCGGUCUUCUUGCUCCAGGUCCUCGGGGACAACACAACCGUGCUCUUAGCCUUCCAGUAUUCGCGCCACUUGAAAAUGGGGGCAGUAGCCCAAUUAAAACACACGGCCCUAUCGGCGGCGAAGGAGAACGUAGGGGUCACCAGUACCAAUCUAGCUUUGGCGGAAUUGGGUCGGGCCUAGGCCUUGCUAUCCAAGGAGGACUGAACGGGUGGGAAGAAGAAGUUACUAACUGA
Messenger RNA from Xylaria bambusicola, 2397 nucleotides. RefSeq names its product RNA recognition domain-containing protein. Gene Ontology annotation, biological process: mRNA splicing, via spliceosome. NCBI's taxonomy places the organism in Eukaryota, Fungi, Ascomycota, Sordariomycetes, Xylariales, Xylariaceae. Gene Ontology annotation, molecular function: mRNA binding. The record is from RefSeq and is a predicted model, not a curated record. Gene Ontology annotation, cellular component: cytoplasmic stress granule. The transcript has a single exon. The coding region runs from base 1 to 2397 and encodes 798 amino acids.